Messenger RNA from Lutra lutra (Eurasian river otter), 2345 nucleotides. RefSeq lists its product as uncharacterized. NCBI's taxonomy places the organism in Eukaryota, Metazoa, Chordata, Mammalia, Carnivora, Mustelidae. The coding region runs from base 1 to 675 and encodes 224 amino acids. The record is from RefSeq and is a predicted model, not a curated record. The transcript has 3 exons.
AUGUGCAAACCAAGAACCAAAUGUAGGGGGGAGAUAGCGGGAGGAAAGAGCAAUCCGAGCCCACACAGCAGCAAGAUCCGAAUUCUGGCCACCGCCGGCGGCAGCUCCCUCCUCCUUUGCAUCAUCGCCGCCGCCGCAGCUGUCAGGAGGACGCGCGGGCAGUCUGCGCGCGGGCGGCGGCGGACGCGGGGCGAGCCCCGGGGCGCCCGGACCCGGGCCGGGGCCGGGGCUGGCGGCGGUCGCAGCGAGGCGGGGGCCAGUGCAGACCGACGGCAGCGACGGGGCGGGCGGGCGGGCGGCGGCGGCGGCGGCGGCUGGGGCUCGCUCAGUCCCCAGUUUCGUACACCACGAGCAGCAGGUCGGAGCAGCCUCUCCGGGAGGAUGUCCAGCGGCAGCCCUCCUCUCUCCAGCCCUUGGGGAUCUUCCGUUGAGGCAUUGAAGACAGGAGGAAGGGGUCCGUCAUCGGCUCGCCGGGCUCCGCGCCACCUCUGCGAUCUUGCGGAAAGAGGAGCGGCUCCUACACACAGUUUCCUCGGGGUCCCAAGGCCUCUGACUUCUAGAAGCUCAGUCCCAAAGACAGCACCAUCUGUUUCAGCCUUUUCUCACAGCAGCACCUUCUCCCUUCGAAGUACUAAUUCUGUGCUGUGUAACAAACUGCCCCAAGGCUUCAUUUGAAAACAAACUCUCAGGAAGAGUGUGGAAGGGUGGCUUGGUGCUGCUCCAUGAAGUUGGUAUCAGCCAAAGUAGCCAGAACUGAGGCUCAACUUCCAGAAAACUUCCUUUCUUGCAAUUCCAAUCCCUUGACACUCUUCUCUCUCCCUCUCCUCAGUGAUGUGUCCUCCGGUGUUUCCACAUGGCUGGGGCUUCUCACACUGGUACUCUCAAGACUACCUGUGUGUCUCACAAUGCUUUCUGACUCAACAGGGAAUGCAAACUGCAGGCCUGGUGGAAAUGGACGCCUCGAGUGGCACAUUAUCAUUUCUGUCAUCUUCUGUUGGUCAAAGGAAUACAAAAUACAGGGUCCACUCAGUUUCCAGGAGAUAGAAAAUUAGGAUCCACCUGACAGCAGGGGAAUGACAUAUAGCAUUGCAGAAGAACAUGUGACAUUAUAGAUAUGAUGACAACCAUCUUUGGAAAUAUAAUCUGCUGUACCUACCCCAUUGCCAUCCUCGGGCUAGAAUGCAUCUGGGUGAGCAAUAAAUAUCCAGGGAGACCAGGAGUGUAGCUAUAGUGGGGAGCCAUUGAAAUAGUGAAGUUACCAGCAUCCUUUCACUUAAUCCAUAUCCACUCCUUCUCGGAUCAAGCAUUUACUAAAGGUGUUGGAGGCCCUGGAACAAGAGUAGUACCUGGGGCAGCAUUAUUAUGAGGUGCACAAAGGAUGGGGAAAUCAAAAUGAAAACACUAGAGCUUUCCUAUCCUGAGACAUACUCCAAACUGAGGUGGAGAAGAACAAACUAGGGCUUGAAUUGUUGUUUUUCCUUUACAUAAGCAUCCUAUCAAGACAGCUGCUAGUCCCAAGAGAAUAACAGAUGACUUUGUACAAGCAGUCUGAAAGGAGGACAAGGCAUAAUACCUAUAUAAGCAUAAGAAAAAAAUACUAUAAAAGAAGGCUAUUGAAAACUUUAAGAAGUUACAAAGAUGUAGUAGAGGGUUGUCAUCCAUGGUUACAAUAAUUCCUCCCUCUCUCUCUGCACAGUAUUUUAUAAUAUGACAUUGAUGCUUCCCCCAUAAAGAUGCUGGAGUUUGCUUCUCCAACACCUAAUCUCAGUGACUUACUUUGGCCAAUGAAAUAUUAGCACACGUGAUAUAAGUAGAGACUUAGCAAGUGCUUAUAAACUGGACUCAACUUGCUGCUCAUGAGAAGUCUUCCAUCAUCACUGGUGAAAAAUGACAGCCUCUUGAAGGAUGAUACCAUCUGGAACAUAGAUGUGCCAUCCCAGUGAAGGCUUCUAGAGCAACAAACUCCUAGCCAAGUGCCAUCACUGUCUGCAAGACAUCUGCGUGAGAUGAUCUUAUACCAUCCAACACUACUUGAGCCAUUAAUGACUACUAUUGAAUGAAUGACUUCAUAUAAAACCAGCUACAAAGCCACCCAACUGAGCAGAGUACAAACUGCUAACCACAAAAUCAUGAGUUAAUAAAUUGAGUUUUAUUUUAAGCCACUAGGUCUUGAAUUGGUUUAUUUUAGGAAUAGAUCACUGACACAGAAGAAGACAUUGGAAAUUUGGGUCUAUGAAUGACCAUUUUUGAAAUGUUAAAAAACUUAAUGAAUGUAUUGAAAUGGUCAAAGUUGAAUUUCUUUCCCAGAAGACAUCAAGAAAAUAUUAAUGGGAUAGGGGGGAUAU